This is a messenger RNA of Daldinia loculata, 2207 nucleotides long. RefSeq names its product heterokaryon incompatibility protein-domain-containing protein. The record is from RefSeq and is a predicted model, not a curated record. The transcript has a single exon. Lineage: Eukaryota; Fungi; Ascomycota; Sordariomycetes; Xylariales; Hypoxylaceae. The coding region runs from base 311 to 2074 and encodes 587 amino acids.
AUUUAAUAAUAUACCUAGUAAAUAAGUAGGUACCUAUCAUGUCUUCCCCGUUCUGGAUUUGGUUGCAACCCAACCUAAUAAGCUGUGCCUUAUAAGCGCCGAAAGUUAUAACUGCCCUAGUCCGGUUUAGGUUUUACUCGAGCGGUGUCGUGCAGGCGACGAGGGCUGCUGAACCUAUAUCGUAUGGUUAUACUUAAGGCGUGUAUCGAAGAGCAUCUCUUAUAUUUCCCUCCAAGGACAUACUCUAGUCUCUAGACCCCUACUCAAAUACGACCCCACCAAUUAUCCUCCCCCGUAUGCUUCGGCAAUCAUGCUAUCCAAAACCGAGAUACGGAUCUUAGACCUGUUGCCUUCUUCAGGUUUGAAUAAUAGCGACGCCCCGAUACAAUGCCGAUCUCGAGUUGUUCCUUUUCCUACGGAUAUUGAUUUUGAGACACUAUCAUAUGUAUGGGGAACCGUACAGGAUGUCAUAAAUAUUAGUGUCGAUGGAAAUGAUGUCCCAAUUACAACAAACCUUGCGGCCGUUUUGAAACGCAUUCGUCUUGUAGGCGAGAUUCGGACUGUUUGGGUAGAUCAGCUGUGUAUCAAUCAACAGGAUGAGGAAGAGAAGGCUAACCAAGUCGCUCUUAUGGGCCGCAUAUACUCUACGACAAGUCAAUGCCUGAUUUGGUUGGGCGAGAUUGGGCAAGAUAUUUCACUCUCUGAUGCUCAGACUGGGCUAGACUUCAUUUACUAUGUCAGCGAGGGCAAGCGAAAGCAGGAGGGAACUUCGGAACUGAGCGUUUCUGUCGACUUUGACUCAGUGGAAGCUCUACGAGGACCGAUGCGAGCGUUGGAUUCGAUCGGCUUGAAAUACAACCCGUGGUGGGCUCGAAUGUGGACGCUACAAGAAGCAGUUCUUCCUCCUAAAGCCUGCGUCUUGUGGGGUCAAUUAUCCAUACAAUGGGAAACAAUCGUUUCUGCAGCUUCAAGAUGGAUAUCUCUUCCUUAUGACCCUGUUAUAUACGCCUAUUAUGAUACUCUCUACAAUAUUUUCUCACAAGUAAGGGGCCUUGUUUUCGCCAAGGAAAAUCGUCAAGGGCCUUUAGACACUGCGUUCCGCUGGAGUUUUCGCGGGGCAUCGAACCCCCUUGACAAGGUCUAUGGGCUUAUCGGGCUUUUCCCACCCGGAACUUUCCCCCGGGCUCGAGCAUGCGAUUAUGGACUAUCCCCAGCUACCCUCUAUGCUAUGUUCACCGCGGACCUGAUUGAACAUCACCAAAGCUUACAUCCCAUCGCCUUACGAUAUUUACGUAACCUUCCACAGAGUACACCAGAAUUACCGCGCUGGGCUUUCGACUUGGCCGUCAGUGGUCCUCAGUUCGCAUUCACUUUAGAUGGGGGUGACUAUGGCUGGUAUUUAAUGAGUACCUACGACUGCUAUAAUGCCUGCGGCGCAACCACGAUUGAUUGGUCCCGAUUCCGAUAUGACCAGACAUUGAACGCCCUAGAGUUGACAGGUUGCAUGCUUGAUUCCAUAGCAGUGGCUGGGCCAAGGCCACGCGGCGAAGAGCCUGACACUUCCAAUCUUUCACGUGCCGGCGUGGCUCGGAUGAUUCAGGACUGGUAUCAAAUUGCCGAAGAAUUCUAUCAAAACCAACCACGGCAUGAGUCAAUCUACGACACAAAUUCAUGGCCAGAGUCUUUCUGGAAAGGAUUAUUGGCUAAUAUCAAACUCGAUUCAGAUUCAUUCUCCGAAGGUCCAGCCACGUCGGAAGAUAUAGCGUUAGCAAAGGAAUUCGUUCGAACCGGCAGCAGAAACGAGACAUACUAUAGCAUGUUUGCAAACCUUGUCCACAGGAAAAUGAUUAUAACUAAGACGGGCUUGUUGGGCUUUGGCCCUCAUCAUGCAGAAGUUGGAGACCAGGUUUGGAUCCUGCCUGGUGGCAAAAUGCCGUUCGUAUUGAGACCAAGUGAAGGGCAGUCAUUGUCAACCAAUGAACUUCUUUUCAUUGGAUCCUCUUAUGUAGAUGGAAUAAUGGAAGGUGAGGCAAUGGAACUCGUUGAGCCUGCUAUUGAUAUUGUCUUGAGGUAAGAAUUGGGAUGGUGGCUGGUGUGUACUCUGCUGAGGAGAGCAAAGGGAAAAGGCGAGGGAGCCAUGGUCCUGCUCGGGAUAUAUAGAUAGUUUACUUACAAGUAAUAUUUAAAUCCUUCUAUGACGGUUUCAA